Messenger RNA from Manihot esculenta (cassava), 2599 nucleotides. RefSeq names its product IQ domain-containing protein IQM2. Lineage: Eukaryota; Viridiplantae; Streptophyta; Magnoliopsida; Malpighiales; Euphorbiaceae. The record is from RefSeq and is a predicted model, not a curated record. The transcript has 8 exons. Bases 406 to 2361 code for a protein of 651 amino acids.
GAAAACAAAGCUAAAAAAUAAUGGAAAAAGAAAAUUCAAAUUACAGUUUAGCAGAUGAAGCCUCCCACCGGACACCACCAGUCUACUCCACGUGGUUGGAAAUUGGAAACACAUUUGUUUUUUUUUUUCCUCUCUAUCUCUCUCGCUAAAGCCUCUCACUUUCAGUGUCAUCUUCUUUCUAUAUAUAGCUCAUUCAAGACUGGGUAAGCAACGGUAGUUUUUGUGUUGAAAGCCUCAAACUCGCUAAACAGAACAUAAACUCAAGGGGACAAAAAGGUGAAAAUCACUCUGCAACUUCAAACCCGGAUUUUCAUUUCCCAUAGUACAUUCUAUCUCCUUUAUUGGGUGGAAUCUUAAAAAGUCAAGGUAUCCGGAUCAUAUAGGUCACUACAAACCAUUUCUUGAAUGGGAAUUUCUUAUUCCUGCUUGUUUGCUGAAUACAGUGAUUUGGAGAAAGCCUUGGAAUUUGUUACUACGAAAUCUGUUUUCUUAGGAGAUGAUGAAGAGAAAAUAUCUCCGCUAUCAGUUAAUUUUGGUAAAGAAGAUUUGGAGCCCAAGAUAUUGAGAUCUUUGGGUUCUGGGAAAAUCAUAGUGGAAAGAUCUGUUAGCUUUAAUGGGGGACAAUUGGAAAAUAGGAUGUCUGGUAAAGAUCCUUCAUUGGACAAAGAAAAGGUCGCUGCAGUUACAUUAGUUAGUACAAAUAGCAAAGCUGAGGAUGAUAAAUCCCAAAACUCGUAUAGUGACGUAGAAACAGUCCAAAAAGCACCAAUUCUUUAUCCCACCAAUUCCAAACACCAAGCAGCUGUAAAAUUGCAGAAGGUGUAUAAAAGCUUCAGAACCAGGAGAAAGCUUGCAGAUUGUGCAGUUCUUGUUGAGCAGAGCUGGUGGAAACUUUUGGAUUUUGCUGAGCUCAAGCACAGUUCAAUAUCAUUCUUUGAUAUUGAGAAACAUGAAACUGCCAUUUCGCGUUGGUCAAGAGCAAGAACAAGAGCUGCCAAGGUCGGGAAAGGUUUAUCAAAAAAUGACAAAGCUCAAAAGCUUGCUUUACAACACUGGCUUGAAGCGAUUGAUCCACGACAUCGAUAUGGACAUAACCUACACUUCUAUUAUGUAAAAUGGCUUCAUUCUAAGAGUAGAGAACCUUUCUUUUACUGGUUAGAUAUAGGAGAAGGCAAGGAAGUAAAUAUUAUUGACAAAUGUCCUCGAUCAAAACUUCAACAACAGUGCAUCAAGUAUCUUGGGCCGAUGGAAAGGAAGGCCUAUGAAGUUGUUGUGGAGGAUGGGAAGUUCAUUUACAAGCAGACAGGGGAUCUCCUUCAGACCACCACAGAUGCCAAGUGGAUUUUUGUCCUUAGUACAUCUAAGAGCUUGUAUGUUGGUAAGAAAAAGAAAGGUAGAUUCCAGCAUUCUAGCUUCUUGGCUGGAGGAGUCGCAACUGCUGCUGGUAGAUUAAUAAUCGAAAGUGGAAUUCUUAAGGCAGUUUGGCCUCACAGUGGACAUUAUCGUCCUACUGAAGAAAAUUUUCAGGACUUCCUUUCAUUCCUCCAAGAAAACAAUGUGGAUCUCACUGAUGUAAAGACAAAUCCAGUGGAUGAGGAAGCAGGCUUGCUUGAUAAGCUAAGAAGCUUUAGACAUAUUAGAAACCACUCAUCUGAAGAGGAACUGAUCGAAACUGUGAAUAACUUUGAGAUUGAAGACACCAAUGCUGAAAAGUUGACACCAGAGAGAACUGAUUUGAUGGAAGAUGAGGCUUCUGUGGUAUUGGAAGAACAGAAGCCAGGACGGCUACUCAACUUCAGUAGGAAGUUAACCAGUCUUGAAAUUCCAAAGAGGGAUGAAUUGUUUGACAGUUUAGAGACUGAAAAGCCAACUGCUGGACCAAGUGCCAACAAUGUGUCUAUAGACCCUCUGGUAAAAGAUGGUAAUGAAUCUGCAGAUGAAAGAGUAUUUACAGAAAAGGGUGACAAGGUUCCAAAGAAAAAGUUUGAUGAAGAUGAGGAAAAUGAUGUGGAAGAGAUUCCAAGAGAAGCAAUCGUCCAGAGGAUUAAUUCAAAGAAGGGAACAAAGUCAUUUCAGUUGGGCAGACAGUUAUCCUGCAAAUGGACAACAGGAGCAGGGCCGCGAAUAGGCUGUGUUAGGGACUAUCCCUCAGGGCUCCAGUUCCGAGCUUUGGAGCAAGUAAACUUGUCUCCAAGGAGAAUUUUCCAGUCAAACAGUAUCAGUGCUUUCAGCCAAAAGGUCUGCACGCCAACUGGAUUUUGUGGAGAAGCAGCAGCAACCAUUGAUCUAGGAAUGCUUGAGAAGGGAAAUCUGAUGCAUAGAAGCCUUCCCCUCUCUAGAACACAGUCCUUAUGCGGGUAGGACAUCAGUGCCUGCAGCCAUUAAUGAGAAUUAGUUUCUAAUUGAUUUAUUCUUUUUUUGGUGAAUAUAGAAGAUAAUACAGGAUUCAUUCUCAUUCUUUCCUUUUUUUUUCUUUUUUCCCUACCUUGUUAAAGUAAUUUUAUACAUUUUUCUUCUUCUCAUUGUACAUCGUGAGAUGAAACUUGUAAAAUCUUUUGGGGUCUGGAAACCCCUUAAUACAAAAGAAGAUGUUCUUUCA